AUGACAUCAGUUACAUUACCACGUCGCGUUCAUAAUUUACAUUUAAUUCGUGAACAUCGAAAUCAUCAUUCUUAUACUACUGAUGAUGACGAAAGCAAUAAUAUAAUUGAUAAAAAUUCACCAUAUUUUUCCAAUCGAUCAAAAUUAAAUCGAGCCAAAGCGUUCUCUUAUGAUGAACCAGAAAUACAAUCAUCAUUACCAACAUCACCAACAAUUACAAAUAAUAAUAAUCGAUUAAAACAUCUAUGUUCAAGAUUUAAACGUCGUUUUGUUUUAACCAAAGAAGAUCGUACACGUAGUGAAGAUAUACAUGAAAAUACAACUGAACGUCGUAUGGUUCGGUUUGGUAAUUAUGAAUCAUUUUCUUCAACAAUUGAUGAUCAAUAUAAUGAAUUUGUUUGGCCUGAUUUUGAAAGAGUCUAUGAUACAAUUCCACCUUGUUUAAUUAAUGCAUUACCUGGUCUUGAUGAUUAUUCCGAUGAUGGUAGAUCUAAUAAUUUAUUAGAUUUAUCAAAUUUUCAAACUGAUCAAACAGCUUUAAUUUCUAUUGAACAAAUGAAUUUAUUUACACAAUGUAAACGUGGAAAAUAUUUUCGACGAAAUGCUAUUUGUCAUAAACUUGAUAAAAGUCAAUAUAAUGCACAAUUAGAUACUUUUAUUCAACAAAUAAUGGUCGAAAAAUUAAUGAGAACAUGGACUUAA
Messenger RNA from Adineta steineri, 702 nucleotides. The record is from the annotation of a GenBank genome assembly. NCBI's taxonomy places the organism in Eukaryota, Metazoa, Rotifera, Eurotatoria, Adinetida, Adinetidae.